This is a messenger RNA of Sycon ciliatum, 5870 nucleotides long. RefSeq lists its product as uncharacterized. The coding region runs from base 1692 to 4643 and encodes 983 amino acids. The record is from RefSeq and is a predicted model, not a curated record. The transcript is spliced from 10 exons. NCBI's taxonomy places the organism in Eukaryota, Metazoa, Porifera, Calcarea, Leucosolenida, Sycettidae.
CCCAUGUGCUGAAAACACCGUGUGAAUGCGAGUUGACCGCUACUGAUGUCCUGGGCUGUAGCUGGCUAGCUGUGUCCCUUGAAAGUUGAAGGUGGCGUGAAGGACGAAUAGCGUGGACGGAAGACAGGGCUCGUACCGUGGUGUGGAUGCGCUCAGGAAAGCGCGGGAGACGUCGUUGCAACAUCGCCGAUCGUUGGGCUGGUGCGUGGCGAACCCCUGACCGCGUUCCCUUCGACUUUGCCCUGUCUUCGGAGUAGCCCUCACACCUCCAUGCCAUACACACGGCAUACGGUCUUACUUGGCAGAAGUGAGUUUGGUGUGGAGAUUUUGAUCACGUACGAUUCACACCUACGAAAAAGUCUCUGGUCUGUCACCUCCCCCCACGUUUUGUGAGAUCAGCGUCCCUGAACACCAGCACUAGGGACUCGAUAGGGUGCAUCCAAGCUCGUUGACAUUUGGCCACAAAGGAACACGGGCUUGUGCAUCGUUUGGUCGUUUUGCUCGCGAGCAGAGGCAACUUGUAUUCUGCCUCCUUGUCCAGGCAAAGUGUGAUCUUCGUUCAGCGUGGAAAGCUGGUUGGCGUUAUUCCAGUUCAGACAUCGUUUGUCCUCGUCGGACUGACGCUGACUCCGAGGCUGAGUGAUCACUCCAUCAGUGUGCGCGCUUGUAUAUUCAGGUUGUUGUUCGCUCGUACAGUCCUGGCCACCCGGCACACUGACCGGCAUUGCUGUCACACAGUCAGUGAGUUGUGUGAGCUACAGAGCUGCAGCACAUAACCGAUAAACGCGCAUUGUCUCUACGCCGUUGUUCUCUGUACUACGCGCACUGCAAUUCGUCGUGGAGAGAGCCCCAACGCCAACGGCCUCGUGCCUCGCUAGCUGCUUGUUAGAGCAGACGAUCAGCGAUAUCCGCCGAAGAGAAUUUCCUACGCAGAGCUGUCUGUCACAUUCUCUGUUUCUCAGCAUAUUUGCGUAGCACCAUCAUCUGCAGGAAGAACAAUAGCCACCGGCCUGCAAGAGCGAACUCUGUUGGAGAGAGACGUUGGGAUCGAGAGCGCGCUAGGUCACCCUAUGCUAUUGUUGUCAAUCGCUUUUCGGAGCAUUGGCCGAAUCCACAGAACGGACGUUGCAGUGAAGUACGGAGCAGUUGCGUUCUCCUUACCUUAGCUCGCACUCUGACUUCUGCUGAUCUGAGUCUCAGUCGUUCACUUUGUGGUUACUCAACACUGUGGUGAAUGAGCGAGGCGGCAGCUUACACUCUGAAGCAGUGGGAAUCGAAGCCAUUGUGUGACUCUUGGAACAAUGUGCUCGGCCUAACUCUGCGUGUUUGUAUCUGACAGGCAGGUGGACGUGUUACAAUACCCAACUCGAACUCAAGUACCUGCAAUACUAGUACUAGUAGUAGCAGAGUUCUAACAUAUUUCCAUGUGACGACGGCAGUAUCGUCAACCUUGGAUUUGUGGAAGAGCGGAAGUCAUUUCCUGUUCCGUUUUGUCGCUGGUUGUCGUCCCCAGACCCAGUCACGUGUGCUGGUUCGUGACCCCAAACAGUGGGCAAAGGCCGAAGUUCAGUUGACGUCUUGUUCCGUGCGAAACGUAAACAGUGACGGAACGUUGCCCGCCCGCUUGUACAGGGCAUUGGAAGCGCGCGCGCCCCUGUCGUCGCCUUGGCUAGGCAGCCGACGCUGAACUGAUGGCGAAAUGCCGCGCGGAGCGCUGCGCUUCGGUGUCGGUGUUCGAGGAGUGGAUCGACAACGGCGACGUGGAGAUCUCCCCGUGGCUCAGCGCAACAUUGCCUCGUUCUGGGGUGAGUGCGGGCGGACCUGGUGUGAAACGAUACCUCUCCUCUCGAGCUAGCAUCGCGGGCAGCGGCAGAUGGGAAGGAAAGCACACCAGUAGCUCAAGAGGUUCUUCCACGGCCGCAAUGGACACGUUGUCCAUCCUUCGUUCCAGCAGCGCACAGCCGUCGUGCGUUCGCACAGGUAGCGCGCACAGCGGUGGAACGAACUCUAGCGCCGACGAAGAUCGGCUGGUGCUGCACGAGAGCAGUAGCGAGGAGAAGAUCGAGGCUAUGUACGAGGAACUGGAGAUCGCUAGGAAGCAGCUAAACGUGGCAGGUACGUGUGGCAGUGCGCUAGUGGAAGAGGUGCGCCUCCUGAAAGAGCAGAACGAGCAGCUGAUCAAGGACAAGAGUCAGCUGCAACUGGACUUGGAGAACGAGACGAAACGCUAUCAACAGAAUCUGAAACAGGCACGCUACGACAUGGAGGCCAGCUCGCAGCUGAUGGAGUCAGAUCUUUCCGAUUCACAGUCCACGGUAUUGUGUCUUCGCGAGGAACUCAGGUUGGCUCGCGAAGACGCGGCGACACACGGUGAUGCCAUGCGGCAGAUGAACGAGAAAGUCGAAGAGAUGGAGGCUGAGAUCAACGCCAACCAGUCUCCCUCGGUGAAUGGCAACAGUCCAGUGAGGCGUAACCGUCUGCGCACGGUGAGACGUCGCAGUUUCCGCUACGCCGGCGCUCGCCGAGUACCCAGCAACAGCAGCCAGCAGUCGGACGGCGUCGACACGGCAUCGGUGACGACAGUGACCUGUGAGAUCGGGAUUCAAACGGAAAGAAAUGAUGAACUUGUGUGCAAGGAGGCGCAAUGUCCGCACGUCGAGCGCCUCAAGACAAAGCAUCGUAUUCUCAUCGACGAUCUGCGCGAAGAGCUGACGCAGACGAACGACUACGCAAUGCGACGACGCAAGCAAGUUUGUGAUUUGCAGGAUGAGCUGCACAUCUGCCAGGGCCAGCUGCAGGAGUUCAUGAAUGAGAACACGCACCUGCGCGAGGAGCUGGAGGACCGUGUCGCCCAGCUGCAGAUCUACGGUGCGCUGACGCCGAAGACACCCGGCAUGUCACUGCAGAGUGAGAUGGACACAUUCAGGUAUCCGAUAUCGAUGGUCAAGACCAUUCCCAUGUCCCCGGCCCGUCACGCAGCCGCAGAGCAGACUCUCUCCACGGUCAGUGAGGUGGAGAGCAUUCCUGAGGAGGUGCUGCCGGCUCGUAGCCCUGGUGAUGGCGCAUGCAUCGUGCAGUGUGCCGAUCUCCACAGCAUCCGCGAGAGUGUCAAGGAAAUAGCCCAGCUUCGUGACGAAGUUCAGGUAGCUAUAAACAAACUCAACACCAUCUUCUUAGAACAUCAUCAGCAGGACAGAGAUCCACUCCAGCCGACCACCAACAACAUUCUCUUUGAUCCGAAGCAGCCGCUGAAGACCACAGUGUCCUUACCGAUCAGCAUGAGGCUGUCACGCCGUUCCUCCAAGUCCAGCCUGCGCACCAGCAGCAACUGCAGCGUCACCAGCACCAGCGGCGGCGGGGGACACGAGCUAGCAACCAGCGCAGCCGUUGCUAACGGCGGCGGCGGAAUGUCGUCGUCGACGGCGAUGAAGGACGGCGACAACGAUGAACAGUGUAAGCAGGUAUAUGACAUGGAGAUCUUGCACCUGAGGGAGACGAUCCGUGAGCUGCUGGCCACCGCCGAGGUCAACGCCAAGAUCACCAAGAACUCCAUGCCGGCGACUACUGCCGAGCCGACGGUUCGAAGCAAAGCGGCACGUCGCCCGCUGCAGAAGUCCUGCAGCAUGGACGACGCCAACAUGCGGGGCAUCGCGAUGCCCGUUCAGCUGGAGAAGCUCGCCAAACUCCAGCAGUCUCAGCAUGGCUCGCCGCCGCCGUCGCCACGGAUACAGGACAAGGAGGCGCAGGAGUGGGCCAAGCUGAAAGAGCAGCAGGCGCGCUCUCGUUUCAUCCUGCACAAGGCCUGGUCGCAGAUGAACUGUCGCUCCAACAGUGUCAGCAGCACCACUAGCAGCGGCAGCACUAGCAGGAGACGGGAGACUCUUAUUCCGGCGCAGCGCUCCGUGUCCAACCAGGACCCGACGUGUUCGUCCACGCAGGUCGAUGACAAGGUGCCGCUCUCCAUCUUCAAGUACAGGCUCAAUUCUCUGCAGUCUGAGCUGCAUGAAUCACGCUCAGAAGUGGACACCCUGGAGGAGCAGCUCCUGGAGGCCGUCAGGCAGAAGAUGCACAUGCAGGAGUUGCUGGACGAUUGGCAGAGUGAUAUGGAGAAGGUUGUCUGCGAUCGCGUAAACGCGCAGGCCACCAGGGACGCGAUGAACAGAAAAAAGACGAGCAAAAGCAACUCGCGGAAUUCCACCCCGGACUCGUCGCCCAAAAAGCGGCGUCUCUCUCUCGCUCACCUCCUCUCACCGGCACGCAAUAGCCAGCUGAAAGCCGAGCAGGCCCGACGACAGCCGCUGCGACCCGCCAGGGCCUUCGACCAGCCCGAGAACUUCCGCUCCACCGACUUCUGGGCGCUUAGCGGCGGCGAUGCGCAAAAACCCGACGCCAGACCCGCUCUGCGUGCUUCUCAGCACCGCCGCUCCCCAUCGCCCGUGACGUGUGACUCGCCAGUGCUUCGUCGAAAGAGGUCCGGCUCGAGCAGCACGCAGACGAGCAUCGCGCGCCCGCCCUCGUUUGUCGACCCCACCUCGCCACAGUCGGGCACACCACCGCCGCCGCUGUCGGCCUCUCGUCGCAAGUCCAGCGGAAACGCGUUCACCCUGCCCAAGUUCUCUGACUUUCGGCAUGUCAAACGGUGAGCGUCGCGAGCGCAUGGAAUGUACAGUGAAACCUGCCUUAGCCUACCAUCACUCAAGGGACCUUCAAAAUGUGGUCCCCGUGUACAGGUGGUCUCCUUAUCCAAGGUCAUUGGACCACAUCUCUUGGUCCUGGUUGUGGUGGUCCUCUGGGACAGGUGGUCGCCUUAUCAGAGUGGUUGCCUUGACAGUUUUUACUGCACAUGUACAUGUACGCAUAUCGAUACCUGAAACCUGGAACGCACGUCGUCGUAGCAACGACGGCGAUGGCUUCCUCACAACGAGGCUGUGGACCCACCACCUGCAAUACGGUGCAUGCCGUUUGAGAUUGCCAGGACGACGGAACACUUGACAACGGCGGAGGUUUGGUAUCGGUACACACGCAUACAUACACACACACAUGCACACACAUACACACACACACACACACACGCGCGCGCGCGCACACACACACACACACACACACACACACACACACACACAGAGUCAAUUACCUACCCGAUGUUUCCGACUGGCUACGGUGGAGCCCUGCACUGAGCCAAUAUUUAUUAUGGCACGUCUUCUGCUCUCGUAGUCACCUUACAGCACACUGCAUGCUUUGUGUAUACGUAUCGUCUAUGCUGCAGAACCGCUCCCUGUGCUUUGAAGUAGGUGGUUGUGAACACAUUGGAUAGUGCGUAUGUUCAGCGUAAACACAAACUGACUGAGCUUGUAGGACAUAAUGCAGAGGUCUUUCUGUAUCAGAGCAAAAGAUCCUUUACUUUCUAUCGGAUUUACAAGUAAUAUUAUUUGACGGAUCCAGUGAAUCAAGUUCAAGAAAUUUGGCAUGCCAGAGCGAUGAUUCUUUAUAAAUUACUUCGAUCUGUCUCCGACUCUCCGCACCGGUGAGAUGUAGCUAACAUACUGGUAUGUUACACCGACGCUUGCCCGUGAUUUUACGCAGCUCAAGUUCAUUUUUAUGCAAAAUGCCUGGACGGUCUUCUAUAGAAGGCUGCCCUGAAAGUACAUGCAACUAAGUAACUGUUAACAGGUUAACUCAAUUGUGGAGAAGAGUAUUUUGCAGAUAAUUAUUAUGUUCAUGAUAUUUGUACAUUCAGAUUUUCUAUUGAAAUUUCUCUCGUGUUUUCCUUUUCAACUCCUUCUUAUACUUAUGGCUAUUCUCUGUUGACUUCCGAUUUCUGCAAUGAGUUUCCAAUGUCUUCACAUCGCUGAACCAGAAAGUAAUAUCUU